CGGGCGCUGGCGUCUGGGCCCGCGCCGGAAACUGUGUCAGCCGAGGAGUGGCCAGGAGCCGGAGUCUCGCCAUGGCGCGCCAGGUGACCAUCACCUUCAAGGACCUGGCCGUGCGGUUCUCCGAGGAGGAGUGGCGGCUCCUGGAGGAGGGACAGAGAGAAUUCUACCGUGAGGUGAUGCGUGAGAACUACGAGACCCUGGUCUCUGUGGGGACAUCCGAGCUGCUUCCUCUCUCUGCUUUCCUGUCACCCAUGGAGCCUGGAAGAGCUGUGCUGGGAAGGGAACGUGCUGCAAAAGGACAAGAGCUGCCUGCUGGGGGAGCCCCCCAGGGAACACAGCCCCAGCAUAGCCUGCACCUGAGCGCCCUGGUGCAGCUCGUGAAGGAGAUCCCGGAGUUCUUAUUCAGGGAAGCCAAGAGCACUGUGGACGGCCCUGAGAGCCGAGCAGCCGGCCUGGAUGGGGACAGAGCGAGUCCUGAGGUUACAGCUGUGACAAUAGAAAACUGUCCUCUGCAAGGUCAGCUUAGCUGCCUUCCAGAAAGCCCCAGUGACCAACACAGCCUGGCCACCACGCCCACCAGCAGCUCAUCGUCCAGUGGCCUCCCUGGAGACAAGGGGCGGGAAAGUCCCCUUCCCAUUGCAGAAGCUGUCAGUAAACCAUGGUCUACAGGGAAGACAAGCCCAGGCUCUCCAGGUGGGGAGCCCAGCCCUCCUACCUGUAGCCCCAGCAGGAGGAAGAGCCACAGAGAGAUCCUGAGGACAGGAACCUCUCCUAGGAGCAGCCCCUUACAGGGCCUCAUCGGUGCUCAGAAAGAGAUCCCUGUGCCCAGUCCCCAGCAUCCUGAGGUGGCACCCAAACCACUUCCCCCUCUGCCCGGCCUGGUGUCAUCAAAGCUGCCCAGAGUGGAGCUGGGACCCGUCAGCCUGCCCUGGCCAGUGAAGACAGAGGCAGUCUCAAGGGACUGUCCCCUCCAGGGCCUGCUGAAUUGCCUGAAGGAGAUCCCAGAGGCCCCGGGCAGGCGUCCCAGUCCCUCUGGAGCAGAGGAGCCCCUGCUGCAUGAGGAGCCAGGAGCCUGGAGAAGGACUUGUGCAGGGCCUGGACGCCAGCAGACACCGCCUCUCCGCCCUGGCCCUGGCAGCAUGCUCACUAUGGUCAAGAUGGAGGACAGUUGGGCCCAGAGUCCACUAGUGCCCACCACCUGCCAAGUUGGCAGGCAGACUUAUAGCCCCUCCACCUCCAGAGACAACAAAGGGGUCCGAGGACCCGGCUGGGGCCCCAUAGCUCAAGCUGGCAGGGCCUCAAGCUCACCUCUGGAAGCCCUGGAAGCCUGUCUGAAGGGCAUCCCCCCAACUGCAUCAUCCCUUCCCCUGCCACUGGUCGCUUCUUGGUCCCAGAGCCCCCAACCAGGAGACCCUGGGUCUCAGAGGCCCGAGCCACAUUCCCACGGAUCGCAAAGUGAAGAGGUGACCAAGGAGCCUGUCCUGCCUCUGGCCCCACGGGGCUGUGUGAGAGAAGGCCCUGCCCGGCCCUCAGGCCCCCGAGGCACCCCUACCGGCUUCUCCUCUGCCAGCAGCACUGAUGGGGACCUAGAUUUCAUGAGCCCUGCCAGGAGCCAGGGGCAGUGGCCCAGAAAGGGAAGCCCACCAGGAAGCUCCCCACUCCAGAGUCUAGAGAACUGUCUCAGAGAGAUCCCUGUGCCCAGGUCACAGCCUGCCUGGCCCUGCUCCUCGGCAGCAGACAGGGGACCAAGGAGAAUGGACCUCAAGAAUUGGGCGGCAGACAAGGAAGCACUGAGGAGCGAGUCCUGUGAGCCAGCUCAUCCUGGACAAGGUGGGGGAGAAGUGCCUGCCAGGAGCCUCCAUCUGGCCAACCCACAAGCCUUGUCCAGCUGUGCCCCCGCCUGCCAUCCACGAGGGACCCGAGACCAUGGGACCACCCGGCCGGGACCAGAGCACUGGCUCCAAGAUGGGUCAGCUGCCAGACCCUCCCCGCUGCAUUGCUUGGAGAGCUCCUUAAGGGACAUCUUGCCGGUGAGACCCUUGCGCUUUGCCUGCUUGGCCGGUCCCAGCCCUGGCCCCAGCCCCAGCCCUAGCUCCAGCUCAAGCCUGAGUAGCUCUGACGGAGAAGACCUAAAGUUGGAGCCUGAGCUCUGGCAGCAGUCCCUGCAGGUAAGGAACCACCUUCCCAGCUGCAGGCAUCCUGUCCGUUUGUCCCCAAGUCCUCAAGUGGCCCCUCUUGGCAGCAGAGGCAGCAAGUCUGGUGAAGCCCCUGGGAAAGCGGAGCCCCAAAGCUGCGGUGUCCUCAGCUCAGGAGGAGAAGCAGAGAAGGCGGCAGAAGGCAGGUCCCAGUCACCAGAGAGGGAAGAGAGUGGCUGCCAACCUGGUGUCCCCCACAGCACCGGAGAAGGCGAAGCAGUCAGGGCUCCCUGUCCUGCCCCACGGCUGGAGAAAAGACCCAGGCCUGAGGAUGGGGACGAAGCCAGGGCUCUGGAGCCUACACACGGAAGGCCCAGCACUCCAGCUGAGGCCCAAGGGAAGCUGCACCCCAGCGACUUUCCCCAGAUGGGCGAUGAGUCUUUGCAGCCACAGCCGCCAGCGUCGCCCCCUCCAGCAGCUGACCCUGCCGUGUCAUCCACUGCCUGCAGUUGUGGGAAGCCCCUGCAGCAGGAGCUGCACAGCCUCGGGGCCGCCCUCGAGGAGAAGCUGGAUCGGCUGGCCACAGUCCUGGCAGGCCUUGCUCAAGAAGUGGCCACCAUGAGGACCCAAGUGGAUCGCCUGGGGAGGCGCCCACGAGGCCCUGAGUCAAAGUCAUGGGCCCUCUCCCGGGGACCUCGCUGGGCCAACGGCCUUGGUCGCAGACAUAUGCCCUACUGGAGGCAGAAGGGUCCCCCCAGACCUAAACCAAAGAUCCUCCGGGCACAGGCUGAGGGCUGUAGGGCUGGUGAUUCCCCAGGACUCCCCAGAGGGAGGGCCCGCUCAGCACCUCAGCUACCAACUGAUGCUGCUCCCGCAGAGCCUCCUGGGCCUCCUUCCUCAGCACUCAGCUGCUGUGCUGUGCUCGGACAUAUGGGGAGCCACCAGGUGCCCCCUCCUCCUUUAGUGCCUGUUGCCUUACCCCCGCCAACGACCUCUCCCACCCCCAGUGCAGACGCAGAAUCAGCCAGGAUCCCAGGCCGGCCUAAGGAGCCCAGUGACUUGCUAGGGGGCAUGCAGCGGACCCUACAGGAGGAGCUGUGGGGUUCUGAGCACAGGGACCCACGGUGGGGGGCCCACUGACCACACUCUCCACAGGUGGCCUUGUGCCCAGGGGACAUGAUUCCCUCCCCGCCCGUUCCUGUGGCCCUUCCCAUCACUGGAGUCUUCGCCUGGUUCCCGGAUUCUGCCAGGUCCUGGGGGUGUCUGCUCCAGAGGCCCAGAAAGGCGGUACAUUCCUCAGCCACUGAGUGGCUACCUUUCUCAGGUUCAACCAGACAUUGCUUCCUGCAGCUGGCCAGCUCCUGGGUGGCUCGUGUGGACUGGUGCACAGCGUGUCCCCUGUAGCUGUGGGGCAGUCAGGAGGGCCUCUGCAGUUGUGAUCCUAGAAGCAAAUGUUGGCACAGAGCUUAUCUGGGAAGCACUCUGUCCUUUGAUCCCAGCUGGAUUUACCCCCUGUGAAUUCUAAAAUUAAAGACUGAGUUUUGCUUUGGCU
Ochotona curzoniae (black-lipped pika) is the source of this 3687-nucleotide messenger RNA. RefSeq names its product KRAB-A domain containing 1 (gene KRABD3). Lineage: Eukaryota; Metazoa; Chordata; Mammalia; Lagomorpha; Ochotonidae. The transcript is spliced from 18 exons. The record is from RefSeq and is a predicted model, not a curated record. Bases 72 to 3275 code for a protein of 1067 amino acids. Gene Ontology annotation, biological process: regulation of DNA-templated transcription.